GGUACCUGAGAUAAGCACACGCUCUGGACUCGAUCGGGAGACCAAGGUAUUGUCGUCCCACCACCACCACCACUACUACCCCCACCACCACCAUCACGACUGGCAUAUCAGGGGGCAUAUCAGCCUCGACGAAAAGACGGCGGCAUCAUGAACGAACCACCGCCGCCUGUGGAUAAGCCAACAUUGCGCCUGGCUGAGCUGCUGCGCAAUCCCGACGACCUCGACAAGCUUCCCUCCCUACGACAAGAAUUCACGCGCAAGAAGUCGACCAUUGACGCGCAGCUCAAGCAUGGUCUCUCCGAACAGCUGCAAAUCACCCAGCAGGGUAUGUCGUCGAUCCAGAAUGGCCAGCUGACGGUGCAGCUCAUCAAGGAGGAGAUGAUGAAGAUCGACAAGCUCUGCGCUGAAGCCCAGGGAAUGAUCGAGGACUUUCCCGAGAUCAACAAGAUGAGUGUCAUGCAGCGCAACUUUGCUGCCGUGGAGACGAUGAGCGAGAAGAUCCGCUCUUUUGGCCAGGAACUGCAAGAGCUGGAGCAACUGCUAAGGGAGGACGACGAAGACCUGGAGACUCAGCCCAAUCUGUUGGCCAUUCAUGCGGGUCUAUCCGAGCUACGAGAUAUGAGGGAUCGAGCAAUGGACCAGGUAAAAGGCAGUGCAGAAGGAGAGUUAGGCCUGGAAUUGAUUGAGAACUUACCGCUAGAGAGCGGAGUCACCUUGAGAGACCAUUUUACCAAGUUGGACGACGUCGUCGAGUGGUUUGACGAGCAUGUUGGACAGGCUUGUAUCAACUUGAUCGGUCUCAUCCAGGCGGGGAACCAGGGUCUGGUGGUUCGGCUGGGCUUGGUUAUCGAGGAGGAGGAGAAAAAGGAUCGACAGACCAAGGCAUUGCAGGAUGCGCAGCGAGAAUUCCAGGAUGUGGCACAGAGGUUCAAGAGCAUCAAUGUGGGACAGAGAGAACUACGAGGCUAUAAGAAGAAGUUCUUGCAGGCUAUCGAAUACAGUGCUGCCGCAAAAUUCGACCAAGUCAGACAGGCUUUCGACGAAGACCCGGGAAAACUUGAGAAGGCCUGCAGGUGGUUCUUCAAUGAUCUGAACACGGUGAAGCUGGGAAUGCAAGAUCUCAUGCCGAAGAAGUGGAAAAUCUUCAGGACCUUUUCCAACAUCUAUCAUAAACUCAUGCACGACUUCCUCGUGGGACGACUGGACGACAACAAUAUCACACCUGUACACAUGCUCGCGAUUCUCAAUUGGGUAGAGAAAUACUACAGCAAGAUGACACGCCUAGGCAUUCAACAAGAAGAUCUUGCGCCACAUGUGAUCGACGAUCGGGAGACUGAAUUGGUUCGCGAUUAUCGCAACCUCAUCACCAAAGCUGUAGAACAAUGGAUGGACCGUAUGGGAACUUCGGAUCGACGCACAUUCAUCUCUAGGGAAGAAGGAAGUUUGGAUCAGGACGCAAACGAUCAUCUUCAUACCAAGACAUUAGCUGACAUGUGGACGAUGCUUCGCGAGCAACUUUCAGUCGCAGAAUCCUCUGGUCGUCCAGAUGUAGUCGAAGGCGUCGUCGAUGCGAUGAUGCACGCCCUGCGGGAGAGACAACAAAUGUGGCAACGCCUGAUUGAUGAAGAAUACCGCAAAAUCGAGAGUGCAAUCGACCCUUCGACUCUGGAAGGGGUAGGCACAUUCCAAGAGUGGCUUGUUGCGAUAGCCAAUGACCAGAUUGCGAACAUUGACGAAGACUCUGGCUCUAUGUCUUUCCUCACACGAUUCAAACAGGACUACGAGCCACUCGUCAGUCCUGCGUAUGCUGUCACGAGUACGGCUGACCAUGAGAGUCUCACCAAUGGCUACGUCGAUCUUGCGACGCACUGCAUGUCCAUUUUUGCUGCCGUCAUCUUCGCGACAGAUAUCAAGCCCGUCCUCGCAGAAUUCUUCACACCGGUCUGGUAUCAGAAGAAGACCAUGGCUUCAAUUACUACCACUUUCGAAGAUUAUCUGAAAGACUUUACUGGAAUCCUACACCCCUCUCUCCAAGACAUAUUUAUCGAAGAGCUUUCUGAUGCCUUGCUUGUGCGUUAUCUCAGCUGCGUGCGCAACAAGGGAGUUAAGUUUCGCCGCUCGGAUCCCUUCACGGACAAGAUCAAAGAGGACGUCGUCACAGUGUUCGCAUUCUUCAGCCAGCAUCCCGAAACGUUUGACAUGAUCAAGGAUAAGUGGAGAGUCAUAUCUGCAUUCGGGGAUCUCUUGAGCGCGGACAAGGGGCCAGAGGUGACACGUGCGUUCGAAAAUAUGAAGAGUGCUUACUGGGAUGUGCAGAUUGGGUGGGUGGAAGCUGUCUUGAGGAGUCGGGAUGAUUAUGGAAGAGACAUGCUGAGUGGUGUCAAGAGUGCUGCUGCCGAAUGGAAUGGGGAGAGGGGAGGCGAAACAGUCAUGAGUAAGGUGAAGUGAACAGCGCACUUUUUGUUUAGGGAGAGUUUCAGCGAGGAGUCCGGCGUUUGGUCAAGGCAGCAGAUACCCAUCCAAUUUGUACAUAGCUCGCCCGUCGCGUACAACAGAAUAACAACAUCAUCAUCAUCG
This is a messenger RNA of Sphaerulina musiva SO2202, 2577 nucleotides long. RefSeq names its product exocyst complex component Sec6. The coding region runs from base 148 to 2448 and encodes 766 amino acids. Lineage: Eukaryota; Fungi; Ascomycota; Dothideomycetes; Mycosphaerellales; Mycosphaerellaceae. Gene Ontology annotation, cellular component: exocyst. The transcript has a single exon. Gene Ontology annotation, molecular function: SNARE binding. Gene Ontology annotation, biological process: exocytosis; exocyst localization. The record is from RefSeq and is a predicted model, not a curated record.